AAAAUAAAUAGUUAACCCGACCCGGACCCGGAGAUCAUUUUCGUUGUUAUCAAUAUAAUACAGAAGAACAAAAAAAAAAAAGAAGGCAAAAUUAGAGAAGAAAGCCAAAAAAAAGGGCUCUCUCAGCCUCUCGUCACCACCACUUAACCUCUCCAGAAGAAUCCACAGAGUGAGAGAGAGAACAGAGAAGAAGAAGAAGAAGAUGGGUUUGAUAUCAGCCAAAGAGACGAAGAACAACAAUAACAAUAGAGGAACGGGUUUGCUCUUAGUCUUCUUCCCUGACCACCACAGCAACAACACCAACGAUGAUUCUCCUAAUUCUUCGUCUUCUCCGGCAGCAACGACUCUCUUACGCUCCAGAUCUUCGCGUCUUCUCCUCUCCAAAGCUCAAUCGACAAUCUCAAUCUGCAUUCUCCUCCUCUUCCUCACUCUCUUCCUCUUCACUCUCUCCACCUUCGAGCCUUCCUCUGGUUUUCCCGCCGUUUCUUCUCGUCCUCACCGUCGCUUUCUCCUCAACCGCGACAUCCUCGCCUCUCAGUCUCGUCGCCGUUUCAACCGAUUCGCUCUCCAAGGCAUGGGUACUCUGUUUCUCCGAGGGACCAAGAGCAUGCACGGUUUGAUCGUCGCUCACCUCCCCUCCGAUGCGACGGAGGAUGAUCUCCGCCUCUUCAUGCGCCUGCUCCAUCGCUCCGGUGCCACUUCCAAAUCCGACGUCGUUUUGCUCUUCAAUUCGCCUUCCUCUGGUUCGAGAUUCGCCGGAUUGAUCGAAGAAGAGAACGAAUCCUUCUUAAAACUCGUCGAUGUUCAUCGCAGCAAUUCGAAUUCGUCGAAUCAAAUCGAUUCGGUUUGGGGAUUCAGUCUGGCCAAAUUCAUGAAGAAGCAAUCGAGCAAGAAGGAGACAUCAUCAUCGUCAUCGGAGCCUAUCUGGGGGAAGAAGACUCACAGAGCUACUACUAAUUUCAACGAUUCGUCGUCGUCGUCGAAUAAUAACAAUAAUAAAAAUAACUCGAGCGAGUCAAACGAGUUGACUCAUGGCUCUGUAGUGGGGUUCGACGUGACUGAGUUGGAUCCUGAAAACUCGCUGUCCGGGUUCAUGGACCACGUUCCGAUAAGCAUGAGGAGGUGGGCGUGUUACCCAAUGCUGCUUGGUCGAGUAAGGCGCAAUUUCAAACACGUUAUGCUUGUCGACGCUAAAACCUCCUUGUUCCUCGGCGACCCGUUUACCCGGAUUCGUAACCGGAGCCCCGAGUCAGUCCUCUUCUUCUCCAAACACAGCGGCAAGAAAGCCUCCGAGGUCAACCCGGCGAUUCUGAUCGGGGGAGCCAAAGGGAUGAGGAGGCUGUCGAGCUCGAUGCACACCGAGAUUGUGAGAGCGACGAUGCAGCAGCACAAGAAGAAGAGCUCUGUUACGGAAUCGGCUGUGCUGAGUCAGCUCGUUGGGAAUGUGCACAUGGUGAAGAACUUUGAAGUGGUUACGAGUGAGCCGUCGGUGGUGGCGGAAGCGAGUUCGCUAGCUGAGUUGAGGACGAGAAACUCGGCGGCGUCGUCGUCGAUAAAGGAUCACGAUAUAAUACAGCGUGGUAAUGGUAAUGGUAAUCAUAUUAGUGAUAUAAUUAUGAAACGUAUUUGUUCAUGUGAAUUAGAUUCUUCUGUUUAUAAUUACUGUUAGCAUUAUUAUUUCAUUUAAAACUUUAAACAAAAAAAAAAGAUAGGGAAAUUUUUGUUUCUUUUUGUUUAUGUACACAUUUGACAUUUGUUAUGUUCGUAGAUUUUUUUAGUUAUGGGUUCACGGAUGUUUUUAUUAGUGUGUCCACGUUCUGUAUUCAUUAUUGAUUUGGUCUCUUUCGAUAAUUAAUCAUUGAUCAAAUCAGGAAAAUAUAAGUGUUUUUUUUUUUUU
Capsella rubella is the source of this 1897-nucleotide messenger RNA. RefSeq lists its product as uncharacterized. The transcript has a single exon. The coding region runs from base 203 to 1669 and encodes 488 amino acids. The record is from RefSeq and is a predicted model, not a curated record. NCBI's taxonomy places the organism in Eukaryota, Viridiplantae, Streptophyta, Magnoliopsida, Brassicales, Brassicaceae.